Messenger RNA from Phyllotreta striolata, 2761 nucleotides. The record is from the annotation of a GenBank genome assembly. Lineage: Eukaryota; Metazoa; Arthropoda; Insecta; Coleoptera; Chrysomelidae.
AAAUAUUCCGUCUAAAAUAACUAGAUGUGUCUGUGGUAGAGUGAUUGUUUUUUGCGCUAAUCUCACGUGUUUACCAACAUUUCUUCGUACUGGGACGGCAUGAAAACAAUAUUCGAAGUAGCCAGCAGCACAGGUGACUCCCACGUUUCUAGCGAUUCGUUAAAGUAAACAUUGAAGCGAGGCAUUCGGAAGAGUGUGGUUAAAAAAGUGUCGUGAAGUGCGUGAAUCACCAUGUCCACAUCAUACUCGAUGACUCCGGAAAGCGAUGCAUGGGCCCUGCUCGCUCUGAAAUCGGCCCCGGCCAGUCCGUCGAAGGUGCAAUGGAGCCCCGACGUGAAAGGGGAGCCGAUCGCUCGAAUAGAAGGCCGCGAUUUCGAAUAUUUCGUCCGGCAAAAUCGCAUAAUCAUAGGUAGAAAUAGUUCACGUGGUGAUGUAGAUGUAAAUAUGGGACAUUCUAGUUUUAUAUCGCGGAGGCAUUUAGAAGUUUUCUUCGAACAUCCGUAUUUUUACAUGCUGUGCAAUGGAAAGAACGGCGUCUUUAUCGAUGGAGUUUUCCAAAGGAAAGGAGCCCCUUCAAUCAAGUUACCCAGGACGUGCACUUUUAGAUUCCCAAGUACAAAUAUCCGACUGUCAUUUCAAUCAAUGGUGGACGACAACGCAGAACCGCCUCCCCAAGUCAGGGAGGUAUCGCCCAGUAGGAUAAGAGACAGAUCGGGCGGCGGCGCCGCCUCCGCCUUACAUCCCCUAAGGAUCAACAUACCCGAUGGCAUAGAUUACGGUAGCCCUUUCCCAUCCCCCACCGGCACCAUCAGCGCUGCCAACAGUUGUCCAGCUAGUCCAAGAGGGGGACAUGGCGGCUCGCACAUCAUCAACCACGGUAACAAACGAAACGUUCAAGCGGAUCUGCAGAUGGUCGCCCAUUACGCCGCCCAAGUGGCCCAUCGAGACGACACCCACCACGUUCCUUCUAGCCAUAGUCCUGAGUACAGACAGCCUACGUCUAACGGGAACGCUGUACAACCGGUGGUUGUGGACAGUUCGUACGGGGCCGGCGGUAGCAAAGACGAUUCCAAGCCGCCCUAUUCGUACGCGCAACUCAUAGUUCAAGCCAUAGCGAGCGCUUCGGAUAAGCAGCUAACCCUGUCAGGAAUCUACAGUUAUAUAACGAAAAACUACCCGUAUUACAGGACCGCCGACAAGGGCUGGCAGAACUCCAUCAGGCACAACCUCAGUCUAAACCGAUAUUUCAUCAAGGUACCUAGAAGCCAGGAGGAGCCCGGCAAGGGUUCGUUUUGGAGGAUCGAUCCCCAAUCGGAGUCUAAAUUAAUAGAGCAAGCUUUCAGACGGAGGCGGCAACGGGGCGUUUCGUGUUUCCGAGCACCCUUCGGUUUAAGUUCCAGAAGCGCUCCGGCUUCCCCGUCGCACGUCAGCAUGUCGGACAUCAUGACGCCGGAUUGCUUAUCCAGAGAAGGUUCUCCGACGAUGGAACAAAUCGUUGAUAUGAGCCAAUCGGCCCCCGGCAGUCCCGGCAAUCCUGUCACCGUGUACGCCGGUUCGGGGGGCUUGAUAGGCCAUCAACAAAUGACGGCGCUCGUCGGCGCUUCCAAGCCGAUAUCACUGUCUCAUUGCCCAGUUAACACCGACGCUAAUUCCAACGGACAGGAAUACAGAGAAGAAAAAUACAAUAUCGAAGAAAGCUCGUUGUCUCCGGGUGGAUUUUCAUCACAACCAGUUAUAGUCCAAGCUGCAAACUACGCGUACAGCAGCAGCAAUUACGCGAACGUGGGCUUGGAUUUGAAGAGGCACGCGGAGGAGCAGAGCGUGGAGAGUUCCUCGAGCGGCGGUGGCGACAACGCGGAGGGCGAGAUCGACGCGAAGAGACCGAGAGUCGAUCAGAUCAAGUUCGAGACGGAAUAAAAUUCCGCCAUUUCGAGACGGUCAGCGAUUUUACUGUGCUUUAAUUGAAGGAAUAAAAGUUAAUAUAAAAAAUUUUUGAAGCUAUAAAAUACUGAAGGAUUUUAAUAAGAAUCACACAAUUCGAUGUAGAACCGUCAGACGUGGUUAAUGUUAGUAUUUUCUCUAAUUAGGAAAUAUAUUUUUUAACGGUCCCGAUAUGUGGAUCGUGCGCAGGUGGGAUGGAAAUUGAGUGAAUGACUAGUUUCGAAAAAUCAAUGCUUCUUAUCGCUUUUAAUAUUUUGUAAUAUAGAGUUGAUUGUAUUUAUUUAGAAUACAAAACGUUUUGAAUUCCGAGAAUUUUUAUUAGUUUAAGUGUAGCUGAUUUUUUCAGAAUUAAUCUCAUUCUACAUACAAAGUUUUCAUUAUGUUGACAAGUUUUUUUUAUAUAUUUUGGUACUAAAUCUACUUAAUUUUUUACUUAAAACGUUUUAAUACUCGGGACCUCGUAAGUCAUCUGUACUAGUCACCUAGUAAAAAAUACUUUACUACCAGGACACCUCUCGUAAAGAAAAUGUAUUAUUUUAAUCGUUUCUUCGAUCUGUGAUGAGCCACCAUUAUCACUCAAAUUCUGAAACACCUCCGUACGCAAAAAAAAUCGAUUUUCUCAAUAAUUAGGCGUUUCUUAUAAUGUUGUUCCCCGAAUUUCGAAAAUAUUUAGAAAAGUUGAAUAUUGUUUCUGAUUUUCUUUGAAAAAAUAUUGAAAGUUUUUGUUUAAAUAUAUUUUGUUUUUCCAAAAGUUAUCCUAUGUACAUAAAUAUUACGUACUUGUAAAUGUACAUGUUUAAUUUGUUGAUUUUUAUUUUAU